GGGUGUAUUUAACUCAUUCGCAAACAGUACACAGCUUGUCCCAUUCUGAUUGCCAUAGUAGGAGGUUAGCCUACACUUUGCUUCGUCUUCUUCUUCUUCUGUAUUUCCGUCUCAGACGUCGCUGAACACUGAAUUGAUAUUGCUUUACUGCUUUUCUUCUUAACAUAGUGUGUCUUCUGCCAAGCUCGCACAUAUGACUCAGUUUGGAUAUAAUCCCUUCUUCACACUGCUCUGUAGCUACCUGCUAGCUGAAAGCUAACUUUAACAGCUCCCUUCGAGUCAGUGGAGGCAUCCACUAAAUGAACAGGACUGUAAGUUUGAAUUAGUCUCCUGUGUUUCUAAGAAAGCACAACUUCCUCUACAAAAAAUGUACACUAAAGUACGCACAAGGCUUGCAUUGCAUAGCUCUCUUAACUUGUCCAUUUAGCUGACAGUGCAUCUCUGAUAAGGCAAUGGGUCUACAAUCUGACUUCACUGUUCUGCUCCUCUCCUUUGCUUUGGCAACAAUUGUUCACGCAAACCUAAACUCAGACCAUGACACUGCACUGGUUGGAUCAGUUCAUGUCACGCAAAAUAAAACCACAGGACAUGCUAGGCUUGUUAGUGCAGGUCCAACAAACGCACAAAAUAGUUCAGUGGAAAAGAAAGGGGACAAUACAAAAGAAAAUAAUUCAAGGGAUGAUAAAUGCACCAUGGCCCCGGAGAGGCGCUUUGACUGUGCCAGGGACAGGCUUCUCAGUCAGAGAGAGUGUGAAGAGAGGGGAUGCUGCUAUGCCCCACUGCCCAACUCUGCAGGACCACCUUGGUGUUUCUACCCCAGUUCCUACCCUGGCUAUGUAAUGGGUCCCCUCACUCCUACUACACGGGGCCAGGCUGCUACCCUGACUCGUGACACCCCAUCCUAUCUUCCCAGAGACAUCUCCACUCUGCAGCUAGAAGUCAUACAAGAGACUGCAGGAUGUUUGCACUUAACUUUAAAGGACCCAUCAUCUCAGCGAUAUGAAGUCAAGCUCCCGGCUGAUGUUCCACAGAAUAAAUCUGACACCCAGGAUAUCCUCUACACCAUUGAAUAUCAGUCAGACCCAUUUGGCUUCAUAGUGCAGAGAAAAUCCAAUGGGAGAGUGAUCAUGAACACCACAGUCGCUCCUCUGCUGUUUGCUGACCAGUACCUGCAGCUGUCUACCACACUGACCUCCUCCCUUGUGUCUGGCCUUGGGGAGCAUUACACCACCCUCCUCCUGGACCUAAACUGGACUUCUCUGACCUUUUGGAACACAGAUAUAACACCUCAUGCUGAUGCAAACCUCUAUGGCUCCCACCCAUUCUACAUCGUACAGGAGGAGGACGGCUUGGCACAUGGAGUUUUCCUUCUCAACAGCAAUGCAAUCGAGGUGAUGCUGCAGCCUACCCCCGCUCUCACCUGGGUAGCCAUUGGUGGUAUCCUGGACCUGUACGUUUUCUUGGGUCCUGACCCUCAAAGUGUAGUGCGACAGUACCUCCAGGUCAUUGGUUACCCCAUGAUGCCUCCGUACUGGUCACUUGGCUUUCAUUUGUGUCGCUGGGGCUACACGACUGCUAAAACAACCCGGCAUGUGGCACAGCAAAUGCUUGAUGCAAAAUUUCCCAUGGAUGUGCAGUGGAAUGAUCUGGACUAUGCUGCAAAGCGCAGGGUGUUCACCUUUGACCCCUGGCGAUUUGCAGACCUCCCUGAGAUGGUGCAGGAGUUCCACAAGAGAGGCUUGAAGUACAUCCUCAUCCUGGACCCGGGUAUCAGCAGCACAAGCCCUCCAGGUACUUACCCGCCCUUUGAUGAUGGACUGAAACGAGACGUCUUCAUUAAAAAUGCUACAGGACACAUCCUGAUAGGAAAGGUUUGGCCCGGCCCAACAGCCUUCCCAGACUUCACCAACCCCGAGACCAGACUGUGGUGGGAGGACUGCAUCAGGGAGUUUUAUUCCAAAGUUCCUGUGGAUGGUUUGUGGAUUGAUAUGAACGAACCUUCCAGUUUUGUGCAGGGCUCAGAGGAAGGCUGUCCUGACAGUGAUCUGGAGAAUCCGCCCUACACGCCCAGGGUGGUUGGAGGCCAGUUGAACUCAAAAACUCUUUGCAUGUCGGCUCAGCAGAAGGGGUCCACACAUUACAACCUGCACAACAUGUACGGACUGACGGAAGCUUAUGCCACGCACAGCGCUCUUAUGAAAGUACGAGGAAAAAGACCCUUCGUCUUGUCUCGCUCCUCCUUCCCCGGCAUCGGACGCUUCUCUGGUGUUUGGACAGGAGACGUCUUGAGUGACUGGGAGCAGCUUCGAUACUCCAUCCCUGCCGUGCUGCAGUUCAGCCUGUUCGGGGUGCCUCUUGUGGGGGCGGACAUCUGUGGCUUUGAAGGCAACACCACCGAGGAGCUGUGUGUACGAUGGAUGCAGCUCGGGGCCUUCUAUCCAUUUAUGAGGAACCACAAUGACAAAGCCAAUGCUCCUCAGGAGCCUUAUGUGUUUGGGCAGAAGGCCCAGGCAGCCAUUCGGAGUGUGCUGAACCUUCGUUACUCCCUCCUGCCGUUCCUUUACACACUCUUCCAUCAUGCGCACUCUUCUGCUGACACUGUGGCGAGGCCUCUCUUCAUAGAGUUUCCCACUGAUCCAAACAGCCAGACUAUAGACCGACAAUUCCUAUGGGGGAGUUCCCUUCUCGUUAGCCCAGUUUUAGAUCAAGGGGCAGCAGAGCUUGCCGCUUACCUGCCCCCUGGCACUUGGUACAGCCUACACGAUGGUCAGCCUUUCUACAGUAAGGGUCAGUACCUGCUUCUGCCAGCUCCUCUGGACACCAUAAACGUCCAUGUGAGGGAGGGACACAUUAUCCCCCAGCAGGAGCCUGCUUUGACGACUACAGCCUCACGCAGGAACCCUUUCUUCCUGACGGUAGCCCUGUCAGCAGGAGGCUGGGCCCGGGGAGACUUGUUCUGGGAUGACGGGGAAAGUCUUGACUCCUUCGAAAUGGGAAAUUAUUGUUACAUUAUCUUCAUUUCUGGACAGUCUCAGGUGGUGAGUGAUCCUAUCAGGCUGAACGGGGCCCUGGAUGGUCUGGUACUGGGAGGGCUGCGGGUGUUUGGGGUACCCUCACCACCUCUAUAUGUACUUGCCAAUGGGGACAAAGUCAGUGAUUUCACCUACCGCACUGACACCAAGGUUCUGAUAGUGAGCCGCCUGGCCUUGCCAAUGACAAAGGGAUUCACAGUCCAGUGGGCGCUCUGAUGCACUGAACUUCAUUACCCAAAAACUUUUGGGGGACCUUUGCUGUUUCUAAACUGCUGAUGAAAACAGCUUCAUUUUUCUGCACUGGCAUCAGCCAGCUGUGCUUGUUGUGCCUCUUGUGCAUUGGGCAGGUAAUGCUUUGGAAGGAGGGGCUUAUUAAAAUGUUAGAUGAUGCCAAACAAA
Molecule: messenger RNA, 3431 nt
Organism: Notolabrus celidotus (New Zealand spotty)
Lineage: Eukaryota; Metazoa; Chordata; Actinopteri; Labriformes; Labridae
Gene: gaa
Product: glucosidase, alpha; acid (Pompe disease, glycogen storage disease type II)
Exons: 19
Coding region: 453-3248 (931 amino acids)
Biological process (GO): glycogen catabolic process; lysosome organization
Cellular component (GO): lysosomal membrane
Molecular function (GO): alpha-1,4-glucosidase activity; carbohydrate binding
Source: RefSeq, a predicted model, not a curated record